AUGGAAAAUCAAUUUAUUCUCCGUCGAGCUGAUAUAUCCGACAUUGAUGCACUAUCUCAACUUGCUCAAAGAACCAUUCAAGAGACCUUUGUUGAAGAUUUGUGUAUUUCAUAUCCUGAAAAUUUUCUCGAUUCUUAUUUUCAUUCAUCAGCAAAAGAUAAGACAAACGGUGAACUUGUUGCUUAUGCUGCUGUUAGUCCUUGUAUUAUUGAUGAUAUUCCUCAUUCUGAUGUUUGUUCAAAUAAAGAUGGAGCGCUCCAUCGUCUCUAUGUCCGACGUGAUCGACAAUCUCAUGGUUUUGGUCCACAAUUGAUGAAUGUUAGUUUAUCUUGGUUCACAGAACAUUUUCCGAAACGAUCUAUAUGGUUAAGAGUCUUAUCACAAAAUCUCAAAGCGCAAAAAUUCUAUUCUUACUAUGGUUUUCACAAAGUUGGUGACUGUGAUUAUGUUAGUGGAGAAUGGAAAGACCAUCACUAUAUUAUGAAACGUCAACCUGAUACAGUUUAA
Rotaria sordida is the source of this 507-nucleotide messenger RNA. NCBI's taxonomy places the organism in Eukaryota, Metazoa, Rotifera, Eurotatoria, Philodinida, Philodinidae. The record is from the annotation of a GenBank genome assembly.